Molecule: messenger RNA, 2775 nt
Organism: Chaetomium globosum CBS 148.51
Lineage: Eukaryota; Fungi; Ascomycota; Sordariomycetes; Sordariales; Chaetomiaceae
Exons: 12
Coding region: 1-2775 (924 amino acids)
Source: RefSeq, a predicted model, not a curated record
AUGCCUGCUCUCCGCCGCGUGGAAGCCCAAACACCACCGGCCCAAAAGCCAGUGGCCAAACAGUCAGACCGGGAAAGUGUAAAGCCCGCGACCAACAUGGCUACGGAACAGCGAUCUGGCCAAGGAGGCACUGCGGGAGGUAGCGUCUUCGUCAAGGUCCUCAGCCUAGUCGCUGGUCCUGGCGGCACCGACGAGGAUGAUGUCCAAAUCUCGGAGAUGCCCAUCAGCACCUUACAGUUUGCCUCAACACAAACCUUCAAGUUCUGCUCCGAUGACUGCGCAGCUGUGCCCGAAAACAUCUCUCUCGACGCUUAUUCUAAACUCCUGCACACAUCCGGGAGCCAGGAAGCCGCUGCCAGUCAGCUCUCUGUGCUGCUCAAACCUCCCUUCCAGCUCAAGUUUAUUCAAAUGGGAGACACCCCCAGCAAUGCACUCAAUAUGGGAGCCUUGCACUCCUCUGCGUUCAAAGGCCAGGAUCCGUCGCACAUGCCAAUGGGCCAGCUGCGGAGAUUGAUCGGCAAGAUGUACGGAAGUUCUGCUAUUCCUGCUGCUAUCAGCGGUUUUUCCUUUUGCCAGAUGGACGAAGCUGACUGGGAUGCUGUCCUGCGCAACUGUGCCCUUCUCUACGGCUGGAGGAUUGAUAAGAAGACCAACCGCAUGGUUCGAGCCAGCACACCAGCUUUCCGUCUUCGAAACAAGGCCCCUAUCCAGCCUCCAGUGGCUCCCAGAAUUGAGGAAACCCCGGAACCCACAAGCCCCCCCAAAGCAGCAAUCGAGGUAGACGACGCUUCCGAGGGCUCUGCCUCCGGGGAUACCUACGCCGACACGGAAGCCUCCGACGAGUUUGAGGAAGCCGUUCACGAUAAGACUCUGGAAGCCCAACCCAAGAUUGCCAAGCCACUCACCGCCGAAGACGUCAACGCGCCUAUUCCGGCCAAACUUGGCGCGGUUCCGUCCUACGUUGUUAACGACAGGUCGCGAAUUGAGGUCACCACCGUGAUGAGCGAGUUCCAAGAGUCUAUGGCCAAGAACCACUUCAGCAGCACCUCGGUGGAAGCGUCUGUAUCCGGUGGCUAUGCCGGUUUCUCUGUCGGUGUCACAGGUGGAGUCGCAAGCGAGUCGUCAUCUGGCCAGUCCAGUAGCAAUAAGACGUAUUCGAAACGGAUGAUUGCAAGCUACAUGUUUCCCCGUGUGUCCGUGUUCCUGAGACCAGAGGACCUGGAGCCCACGCAGGAGCUGCGUGAUGCCCUUGAGGCUGUCAGGAAAACCAAGAAUAUCAACAUGCUCAGGAAUCUCUACCAAACCUUCGGCCAUCUCUUCUGCUAUACUGCCACUCUCGGCGGUUGUCUGCAGACAACCAAGAUUGUUACGGGUAACGAACAAACCCAACAAUCCAAGGAGAAGGAAUCUUUUAAGGCUUCUGUUGGCGUCGCCGUCUCCACGCCCUUUGGAGUCGGCGGCAGCGUAAAGGCGUCUCAUGAAACGCAAGAUUCCUCCGACUCAUUCCAACGAACUUCCAACACAUCUGAAGCCAUGACCUUUGAGGCAACAGGUGGAAAUUCGAUCUUGGCAGCAAACCCACCAGCGUGGUCAAGUUCCGUGGCCGACUUCAACAACUGGCGGGUAAUCGAACAGUCGGAUCUCCACCCCAUCUCGGAGACCAUCUCUCAAAUACCGGGAUAUGGCCAGGUCCAGGCGUGGUUCUUCAGCGCGGUGCCCAAGCUGAGUCAAUACGUUGUCAUCCCCGAGUCCCGCGUGAUACACAUCCGGUUCAAGGCCAUCAGCCAUUCCGAGAGUCCUGCCUUGGAGCGUAUCACCGGUGUGAAGAACCAGACGCAGGGGUACCUCGGUCAUAUUCCCGAUAAGCCUCCCAAGCCAAUUCGCACAUCCCUCGAGCGAACCUCGGCCCCGCACGAGAUCGGCAGAAACGUCAACUUUGGUGGACCAUGGGGCGUGACUGGCGAUAUCACCGUCACUACCCGCCAGGUCAAGACCAUUGAGAACGAAGCCCUAUUCUUCCCCCACUGGAACUUCGCAAGACCCAAGGCUGCUGCAGACCGUCUGGAGGCUGGAGGUAGCCCAAGGCUACGCUGUACGCCCCUCACCCUCUCCCAAGCCGCAAAAAGGGAAGGAAAAAGAAAAGAAAAAGAAAGACUGAUCCGUCCCCCCUCCCAGCUCGGCCCCGACUGCCUAGUGUCCAUCAAAUCCUGCGCCCCCGUCAGCUCAUCCCCCCCAUCCACCUCCCCGCCCGAGCUAGGCCUCACAGUCUACCGCAACGCGCAAGGGGUCUUCCAGCCGGCCAUCACUUCCACCGACGAGCCCAGCUACUGGCGGAUCCAAGCCGUCGACACCACCACCACCCCCACCUCUUCCCCAUCCUCCAAGCGCGACCCCCACCGCCACGGCGACCUCGUCCGCCUGACGUGGUCCUUCGCCGACCAAGCCAGCGGCUUCCGCGACUUCUUCGGCGACGUCUACGGCCGGCGCAGCUACCGGCGGCCCGCCGAGCUGGGCCGCCCACGACACCCUCUGCCUCAAGGAAAUGGUGGCGUUGGGGACGCCAGCGAUUUCAUGAACGUCGUGACGGAUGCACACGGUGCCGUGGAAUCCAACAUCGACAGGGAGCACAAGCUUGCGUUGGCUCCUCCUCCGCCUCCUCCGCCGUUUAGCCAAGGUUCGCCCGAAUCUGUGGUUGCUGGUAUACUCCUCGGUCCGUUCGCGUCCCCCGUGUUGGGUGUUGUUUCGUCGGCUAUUGGCAGCAUUUUCGGUUUCUAG